AUUACACCUUCCUCUCUCUCCCUUCCACACUGAACACUGCCCCCGCUGUUACUCCUAAUGUGGAGGAGGAGAGCCCAUUCCGCCGCCGGGGCUUCCCAACCGGUGCUCGAACACAGUGCCAGCUGUACCUGGGGAUUACCUUCAGUCUAACAGCGUGCUCACAUGGCGGGGAGGAGAGACAGAAGAGAGAGAGCGAGAGACGCCCGUGUCAGGAUGCCACACUCCGGUAAAGAUUGAUGUUUGAUGGCUGGGAGCCUAGAGGCUCACAUCCAAGAUUGACACUCGACAGCGCACGCUCGACACCAAUCUCCUGAGUGAGUUCCACCUACUGCCAGAUAAAAACACCAACAAGCCCUUGCUACACCUGCCCACCACCAAGCCGAACAACAUACAAAACGCCUUCAGCCAAUCGCUGGGGCAGAAACGUGUUACCAUGGACACCGAGUCCACCUACUCCGGCUACUCGUACCACUCAGGACGGUCGAGAGGAUCCCACAGGCACGGGGAGCGCAGCAGAGACCGACACAAGUCUCGCAGUAAAGACAGCAGUCGCUCGGAGAAGUCCGUCACUAUCAACGCUCCUCCUGCAGAGCCCCUGCUGGGAGACCAGUCUAUGCGAGGAGAUGAGACACAGGAUGACAACUGGGGUGAAACGACCACUGCAAUCACAGGCACUUCAGAGCACUCGCUGUCCCAGGAGGACAUCGUGCGCAUUAGCAAAGACCUGGACGACAGCGUAGGUCUGGACUGUAAACGCUAUUUAGUCGUCUCGUUCUCUAUCAUCUUGAGUCUGCUGGCGCUCCUGACGCCGAUCGCGUUCCUCAUCCUGCCGCGACUGCUGUGGCUGGAUAAGCUGCGUCAGUGCGGCACGGCCUGCGAGGGCCUCUACAUCUCGGUAGCAUUUAAGCUGCUCAUUUUGUUGCUAGCCAUGUGGGCGCUGUUUUUCCGUCCAUCCAAGGCCACCAUGCCCCGCAUCUUUGUCUUACGAUCCCUUCUGGCCAUGCUGGCGUUCCUGCUCGUGCUCUCUUACUGGCUGUUCUAUGGAGUGCGCAUCUUGAACACACAGGAUGAAGAUUAUCAAGGAAUUGUGCAGUAUGCCGUAUCCCUGGUGGACGCACUGCUGUUCAUCCACUAUUUGGCUAUAGUGCUGCUGGAGCUGAGACAGCUGCAGUCCUGCUUUUCUCUCUGUGUCACGCGAUCUACAGACGGAGAGACCCGAAAUUACAACCUGGGUCAGCUCAGCAUCCAGAGAGCAGCUGUGGCAAUCUUAGAGAACUACUACAGAGAUUUCUCUGUACAUAACCCAGCACUGCUCACAGCCUCCAAAUCACGUGCUGCCAAACACCUGGCUGGCCUCAAGGUUUACAACGUAGACGGUCCCGGAGGCAAUAACGCCGCUGCCGCAGGAAUCUCUCAGUCCCAGUCUCGCGCCAUGAUCGCUGCCGCUGCUCGAAGACGAGACUCCAGCCACAACGAGCUGUACUACGAAGAGGCCGAGCAUGAGAGGCGUGUCCGUAAACGCAAGUCCAGACUGGUAGUGGCCGUGGAAGAGGCGUUCACACACAUCCGGCGCUUGCAGGAAGAAGAACAGAAGAAGUCUCCAGGAGACGUGAUGGACCCGCGCGAGGCGGCGCAGGCCAUUUUCCCUUCCAUGGCACGAGCGCUACAGAAAUACCUGCGCACCACACGCCAGCAGCACUGCCACAGCAUGGAGAGCAUCCAGCAGCACCUGGCUUUCUGUAUCACACACAACAUGACACCAAAGGCGUUUUUGGAGAGCUACCUGACCCCAGGCCCGACGCUGCAGUACGGACGCGAACGCUGGUUUGGCCGCCAGUGGACACUCAUCAGCGAGGCAUCUGUGAACAGCGGCCUCAAGGACGGCAUCGUCUUCCUUCUCAAGUGUGUAGACUUUAGCCUCGUGGUCACCACCAAAAAGAUCCCCUACAUCCGGCUGUCUGAGGAGUUCAUCGACCCCAAAUCACACAAGUUUGUCCUGCGGCUUCAGUCGGAGACUUCAGUGUAGACCACCGGCUUGUGGUAUUGUCUCUGUUAUCGGUCAUUCACAAUUUUUUUCUGUUAUUUGGGGAUUUUCGCAGUUUUAUUAUGUUGUUUUAUAUAUAUAUAUAUAUAUAUAUAUAUAUAUAUAUAUAUAUAUAUAUAUAUAUAUAUAUAUAUAUCUGUAUACCACAUAUUUGAAUAUAUUUCCUUUUUAUUGUCAAAUGUUUUUUUGUUAAACUGAAUGGACAUGUUUAUGUUCACAAAGGUCAUGCAAAAAAAUACCAUGAGGGAUAACAUGAUAUAAGGUAAAAUGUCCUUUUUCUAAAAAAACACAAAAAAAAUAGAGAGAGACAAUCCAGAGAAAAGAGGAAUAAAUACACUUGUAAGCACCCAGUGGACCACUCCUGACCAUGGACAAAACAAGACACAUUCUUUCUGCUGUUAUUCUGCAGCUCUGACAGACCUGUUCAAUCAAUGCACUGUAAAUCAGAGCUAAAAUUCCUCUGGACCAGAACUUCCAGAAUGCUCCUGGAGGUUCAAAUGACAGCCUUGUUUUUUCUACUGUAAGUGCAAACUAACUCUUGGUGCUCUUUCAAAAAGAUGUGGUUUGUAUUUCUGCUGAAGAUGAUCAUACGCAUCAUCUCUCUUUUCCCCACACAUGCACAAUGUACAGAUGUGAAGUUUCGGUUUGUAUCUAUUGGAGUGUAUUCAGACAAGUUUUCUAUUCACCCAGUCACAAUAUAUGAUUGUAGGUGGUGUGGUGAAAGGAGCGGGUUUGUUUGGUCAGCUUUUAGUUUGAUUUGAGUGUGGUGUGAUUUUAAGUCUGAGAUAUCGAAUGUCCAGUGCUGCAAAAUCAGGAAGGUGUCUUAAAUCCAGGUUAGUUCUGAGUUCAGAAAUGAUAAUACAUCAUUCACCCUGACUCCUUAAAAGAUCAUUGACCAGCAUUUACAGUCUGAUUGAAUCAUAUUGUUGUCUAUCAGCAUUAUCACUGAAUUUAGUUCAGAUUCAAGAGACAUUAUCAAAGGGAUACCAGGAUUCAUCUUAUUAAAGAACCAAACCGCUAACAAUCUGCAGCAUGGACUUCAGAGACAUUCCGACUGACAUCAGGCACAUCACAGGAGCAGAGACAGCCAGCUCCUGCUCACUCUCCACUAAUUGUCGAUGUUAAACAUAUAGCCAAAGAUAAAGACAUGACCUGAUUUUCUUUAUGGUGUUUAAUAGAGUUUAUCGUACGGUUUUUUGAAAAGCACUUAACAUGAUUGUAGAGGUUAUGACUAAACACUAAUCACCAGAAACUCCAUUCAGAGUGUGGACACUGAUAAACGGGGGGAAAUAUAAAAAAUGUAUGGAGUCAAUAUCGAAUUCCAGUGCGUUUAAUGCAUUGUUUGUAUGUGUUAUUCAAUGCAGCGUCAUGCAGUUCAUUAUCGGUGGAACAGUGUGAAGAAUUCUUGGGAUGAUAACCAUAAAGAGGUUUCUGGUAUAAAGCGAAACAGACACACUGUAACCCAGUAGCUAUGUUACAGCAUGCGAUAUGCAGAUAGAAACAUUCAUCCCGCUUCAUCACUAAUGAAUACAUUUUAUUCCCGUAACAGCAAAUCCAAAUUAUUUCGCUUUUUCUUUCUUUUCUUUUUUUUUUUUUUACAACACUGUGAUCUAUUUAUAUUUUUCUUUUUAGAGUCAAUACAAACGUGAAAAAACAAUACAGAUGUUACCGGAGCUGAAAAGUUACAGCUAUACAACUGACUGUUAUAAAACACUGAAACCGGAGACUCCUCCUGAAAAAGUCUAAGCAUCUCCUUAGGAAAAAACUGAGUAGAUCGGUUAUUACACGCAUUUGAAAAAAAUCUGUUUAUGAAGCACCUCUGUAAUACUGUGCAAACUGUUCCUAUAGCGUCGCUAAUGUAUUCGAAUAAAUACAGCCUGUGAUUUCUUAUUGUCAUUGUUAUAGAAAAUGAUUUGAAUGACCGAUCUGUCACAAGAACUCAUCAGGACGUCAGCACGUUUAUGAAUCGAGCACAUACUGUAGCAAGAGGGAAGGACCGAGAUUUACUGAAAUUCUCUAAUUUGGAAAAUUUUCAGAUCCUUAAAUAUUCUUGCUGCCUUUUCAGUGUAUCCAAAUGAACUGUUUUUUUGUUGUGUUGUGGUUUAAAGGGAUUCACUUCUUCACUUAAUACUGAAGUGAUUGCAUUUGCUGAUUACUGAAGCUUCAGCAUUGGAAUCUGGAAAACGGUGUGUUAUUGAUUAUUAAUGAAGCAUAACAUUAUUUUGUUCAGAUCACUGUUACUGCAUGAGUUAAUGCCCUUCUUUUGCAUAGUAACUGGGUUAUUAAAACUGGAGUCACACUUUCUUCUGAUACCUGCAGAGAGGUUUGUGGACACCUGAUUAUCAGAUUCAUACGUGCAUUCUGAACAGCCCAUUCCACAUUUCGUCCUUAUUUGCUGUUAUAAAAACUUUCACUCUUCUGAUGAAGGGUAAAGAUCCCUGGGGUGCAGUCAGCGUCCAAAUUCAUCUUCAAUAACAGGACACUCAAAAUUUUUCACUUUAACCUAGUAAAUCCAUAUGUUCAUGGAACUGGGUUUGUGCACAGGAGCACUGACAUGCUGGAGCAGGUUUGAGUCUCCUAGUUCAAUUGAAGUGAAAAUUGAUUGCCCCAUCCAGAGUCUCCAGCGUUGUGGUAACAGUUUGAGGAAGCACCACAUAUGGGUGGAAAAGUCAGGUGUUCCAAUGUUUAUUAUAUGACAUGGCAACUUUUUUAGAUGCUGAUGUUUAUUUUUAAACCUGUGUUGUAUACAGCAGGAUGUUGUGAAACCUCUGUAAUCAGUGUUGCCUGCAAUUUGUAUUUUCUGAAGAGGUCAUGUGGUGAUGUAUCGAUCUUUAAUUGGUCUUCACAUGAUAUGAAUUUGCAGGUCAGAAUACACUAAACUUGAUCUAUAAAGUGCAGUGACAUGAGAAGCUUCUCAAGCAUGCCUCAAACUGGAGUCAGUGGAACGAAUAGUGUAGUGUGACUACAGCAGCUUACAGAACCGGACUGUAACAUGUUGCCCAGAACAUGAUCAGUUUACUGAGGAGGCGACUAAACAGACUGUUACCAUGUUUUCUGUACUGUAAUUAGGCUGCUCUAUUUUAUAGAGUAUUGUGUAGCAAAAGGCCACACUUAAACAUUGAUAUUAGUGUACUAUCAUCCCUACAUACUGUUACACCCCUGUUUUUUAUCAUCACAACUAAUGCUGCUUUCACACAAGGCGUUUUUCUUUCCUAGUAGCUCAAACAAUAUGGACGCUCCAACCGUAACAUGGCUGUUAUGCUUCUGCCAGAGUAACUAUUGCGAGAGUUAAAGAUUACAGAUUAAUGUUGUGAAACAUCGAGGAAACAAGGCCUCAGGUUUCCUUUUGUCACAUAAAUUAAAACGGUAGUUAAAAAAAUUUAAACAUUCCCUCAGAGACCCUCUUUCUUAUUUUCAAGCCUGUUCUGAGCAACGACUGUGCUUUUUAAUCGGAUCGUGUUGACGAGUGAGCACUGUACAAGACCCUGUGUAAAAGCUAAAGCGUAUAAAAACGAGUAUGUUAAUAGAAACUUGAAAUUCUGUGUUUAUACAUGAACAUACAAAGAUUCAAGAUUUCAGGCACUUAGUCCUCCUGAUUGGUUUGCAUUCGUUUGCGAUAAAUAAAUGAAUUUGGCCGUGUUACAGUUGCAUUAAAAACACUGUGGCCAAAACGAAGUGGACACAUGCUGGAAGCAGAUAAUUGUUCGUCUUUGUAUGCUAUAACUGUGAAUUUUCCCCAUCACUGGAACUAAGAAGUCCAAACCUCUUCCAGCAUGACAAAGCCCCUUUGCAUGAAGACAUGCUAUGCCAAGUUUAAAGUGGUUCCCUCUGGGUGUUUUGCACAGAUCCCUGACCUCAACCCCACCGAACACCUUUGACUGUACACCAGGCUUUCCAAGUUGUGACUUCAAAUCCCAGCACCACCAAACUGCCACAAACUGGCACAAGGCCCUGAACCCUCAACUGCAUCAAUGAGAUCAUUGUAAAUCAUCUCUGCCAAAUACCAUAACUAUCUAAUAGCACCAUAAGAAGUGUGAUUGAUCAGGUGUUCACAUACAUUUGGCAAUAUGUGGGUGAAUGUGAUCUGAAACGAAUUGGCACAAAACAGAAAAUCUCAGUCCAGAUCUUUUGAAUCAUGCUGCCAUAUUACUUGCAGCAUUCUGACUUACUAUUGAGAACGUGCCAUAAAUGUGUGCUAGCAAUCAAGGAAAAAACAACAGCAAGUGUGAAAGCAGCUUUCAGUGAAUACUAUGUGAAGCCUCAAAGAAUAAUUUCUACUAUAAUCUGCCCUUAAAAAACAGACAUAAACGUUCUCUCGGAGAGAUCACUGAAAGCAUCGGUCUCCAGCUGGCCUGCUUAAUUAUUAAUUAUAUCUCCUAAUGUCAUAUUGAUUUUUCUCAUUUCCUCCUCAGUGAUUUUUCUUUUCAGCCACUAAAAGAAACUGUGCAAAUGCUAUUUUUGUAGCAGCAACUGAUCCUUCUUUGCAAAAACAUUUUUUUUUUAAUAUGAUUUAAAUGAUCACUGGUGUACUUUGUAAGAACCUCUCUCACAAUGUGACUGUGCCUCUGGUUUAAACACGGUGUGCUUGUAUUUAUAUUGUAUAUGUGCAUAUGAAGUCAUUCCUACUAAAAAAAAACAACUCUUCAGUCACAGCUGACACGCUUCACCCCGUUGCUUUGAAAGCCAACGUUUAUAUACCUGAUGCUACAUUGUAAUAAAUGUUUCAAAGCUCACAACACGCAUUUGUAUGAAAUAAACAUUUGUAUAAACA
Silurus meridionalis is the source of this 6815-nucleotide messenger RNA. RefSeq names its product vang-like protein 1. Lineage: Eukaryota; Metazoa; Chordata; Actinopteri; Siluriformes; Siluridae. Gene Ontology annotation, cellular component: plasma membrane. The transcript has 9 exons. Gene Ontology annotation, biological process: multicellular organism development. The coding region runs from base 434 to 2026 and encodes 530 amino acids. The record is from RefSeq and is a predicted model, not a curated record.